GAUCCGGAUAAUCUAAUAUGAUUUUGUCUCGUCUCUCUCUUCCAGCUGAAUCUUGUGGUGGUGUAGUCCAAGGACUGAAUGGCACCAUAGAGUCGCCGGGUUUCCCCCACGGCUAUCCCAACUACGCCAACUGUACAUGGCUGAUAAUAACAGGGGAGAGGAACCGAAUCCAGCUAACCUUCGUCACGCUGGCUCUGGAGGAAGACUUUGAUAUUGUAUCAGUUUACGAUGGACAACCAUCACCUGGCAACUUAAAACUGAGGUUGUCAGGAUUCAUGCUGCCCUCCGCUCUUGUCAGCAGUGGAUCUAUAUUGGCCUUGUGGUUUACCACAGACUUUGCUGUCAGUGCACAGGGCUUCAAAGCUGUAUACGAAGUCUUGCCCAGCCACACAUGUGGCACCCCCGGCCUCAUCCCAAAUGGGGUUAUUCAUGGCUCGCGGUACAACAUGGGGGCCAAGAUCCGAUACAGCUGUGAGUCAGGUUUUGUAUUGGAAGGACACAGUAUCCUCACGUGUAUUGUGUCAGCUGGCAGUGGAGCACAGUGGGACUUCCCGUCACCAUUUUGUAGAGCGGAGGGAGCAUGUGGCGGUACGUUGCGAGGCACUGCAGGUUCAAUAACCAGCCCUGGAUACCCUGCAGAGUAUGACAACAACCUGGACUGUACGUGGUCAAUCCUCUCCGAACCCGGGGACACUAUAGCUCUCGUCUUCAACGACUUCUUAUUAGAGGACAAGUACGACUUCCUGGAAAUCAGCGGGACAGACGCACCAAGCAUAUGGCUGACUGGUACAACCCUGCCCUCACCGGUGAUAUCAAGUAAGAACUGGCUCCGGAUACAUUUCACCUCAGAUAGCAACCAUCGAAGAAAAGGAUUCAGUGCUCAAUACCAAGUGAAAAAAGCAAUAGAGUUGAAGUCCAGAGGGGUGAAGAUGAUGCCCAGUAAAGACUCCAGUCACAAAAAUGCUGUCUCGAGUCAAAGCGGUCUUGCUGGUGAUGUAUGUCCAGAUCCUGGGGUUCCAGAAAAUGGCAAGAGGAUGGGCUCAACCUUCCAGAUUGGAUCCAGCGUCCAGUUCAGUUGUGAUGACAGCUAUGUACUACAAGGAUCUAAAAGUAUCACCUGUCAACGCGUCACUGACACACUGGCUGCUUGGAGUGACCACAGACCCAUCUGCAGAACUCGUACCUGUGGCAGCAAUCUAAGGGGGCCCAAAGGGGUCAUAACUUCUCCUAACUACCCAGUUCAAUAUGAGAACAACGCACACUGUGUGUGGGUCAUCACUGCAAUGGAGUCUGGGAAGGUGAUAAAGCUGUCAUUUGAAGAGUUUGACAUGGAAAGAGGAUAUGACACACUAACUGUGGGAGAUGGAGGGAAAAUAGGAGACACUCGGAGGGUACUCUAUGUACUUACCGGUUCCAGUGUCCCUGACCUCAUCGUGAGCUUGUCCAAUCAGAUGUGGCUACACCUGCAGUCAGACGAUACAAUCGGCUCAGCAGGGUUCAAGGCAGUCUAUGAAGAGAUCGAACGUGGAGGCUGUGGUGAUCCUGGGGUGCCGGCAUUUGGUCGUCGUAGUGGUGAUCGCUUUCAACAUGGUGACGUGUUGACCUUCUUUUGCCAGUCAGCUUUUGAACUAGUGGGAGAGAGAACCAUCACGUGCCAGCACAAUAACCAGUGGUCUGGCAACAAACCCAGUUGUAUCUUUUCAUGUUUCUUCAACUUCACGGCUCCAUCAGGGACUAUAUUGUCCCCGAACUACCCAGAGGAGUAUGGGAACAACCUGAACUGUGUGUGGUUGAUUAUCUCUGAACCGGGUAGCCGCAUUCAUCUCCUGUUUUCUGACUUUGACCUGGAGCCACAGUUCGACUGGUUGGUGAUCAAAGAUGAAGGCCUGUCUGAGCCAACAACAUUUGGGACGUUCUCAGGAAAAGAUGUUCCAUCACAGAUCGCCUCGAAUGGACACAUCAUGAGACUGGAAUUUCAAUCUGAUCAUUCUAAUACUGGAAAAGGCUUCAAUAUCAGCUACACCACAUUUGGGCAGAAUGAAUGUCAUGACCCAGGAGUUCCUGUCAAUGGUCAAAGGUAUGGUGAUCAAUUUCAGCUCGGCAGCUCUGUGGCUUUUCGCUGUGAUCAAGGAUUCAUUAGGACACAGGGGUCUGAUCAGGUCACUUGCAUCAUCCAGGAUGGAAAUGUUGUGUGGUCGGCGGCUGUACCUCGCUGUGAAGCUCCAUGUGGAGGCCACCUCACAGCUCCUACUGGUGUUCUGCUGUCUCCUGGUUGGCCCUCCUUUUAUAAAGACUCUCUGAACUGCCAGUGGGUGAUUGAAGCACAGCCAGACCAUGCUGUGAAGAUACACUUUGACAGGUUCCAGACUGAGGUCAACUAUGACACACUGGAAAUCAGGGAUGGCCCCUCAACCUCUUCUCCCCUCAUCGGUGAAUAUCACGGCACCCAAGCGCCUCAUUUCCUGAUUUCCACAUCCAACGUCCUGUUCCUGUUGUUCACGACAGACAACAGCCGUUCUGCGGUGGGCUUCAGCAUCAGAUAUGAAAGUGUGAAAAUGGAGUCAGACGCUUGUCUUGAUCCUGGUAUCCCAGUCAAUGGUCGUCGCCAAGGCAGCAACUUUUUCAUUGGCUCCCGUGUCUCAUUUACAUGUGAUCUAGGAUACUCACUGAGUGAUCAGGAGCCAAUUGUUUGCGAGCACAAUCAUCAGUGGAGUCACGCUCUUCCCAGUUGUGAUGCCCUUUGUGGAGGUUAUGUCUACGGUAAAAUAGGGAUGAUUCUGUCUCCUGGCUUUCCUGACUUUUACCCCAAUUCUCUUAACUGCACCUGGACUAUAGAGGUGUCUCAUGGCAAAGGAGUCCAUCUGGUUUUCCACACGUUCCAUCUGGAGGAGAACCAUGACUACCUUUCCAUCACUGAGGACAGCAACUUCCAGGUUCCAGUAGCUCGACUCACUGGCUCAGUGCUUCCCCCUAGCGUCAAAGCGGGGCUCUAUGGAAACUUCAGCGCUCAGCUACGUUUCAUAUCAGAUUUUUCGAUGAGUUAUGAAGGAUUUAAUAUUACUUUUUCUGAAUAUGACUUAGAGCCAUGUGAGGAUCCCGGCGUACCGGCGUACAGCAGGAGGAUGGGAUUCAGAUUUCAAGUUGGCGACUCGUUGGCCUUCACUUGUUUGGCUGGCUACCGACUUGAGGGGGAGAGCAAGAUAACUUGUCUGGGAGGAGGUAGAAGAGUCUGGAGCAACAUACUACCGAGAUGUAUAGCGGAGUGUGGAGCUUCCUCACUGGGACCAGAAGGCGUUCUGCUCUCUCCUAACUUCCCCUCCAACUACGAUAACAACCACGAGUGCAUCUACCGCAUCACCACCGAAAAGGGCAAAGGAAUCAGGCUGAAAGCUGAGAGCUUCUCGUUGCAAGACGGAGACUAUCUCAAGGUGAACGAUGGAGAAAACACUUCAUUCCGUCUCCUUGGCAACUUUACACAUGAUGGCAUGAUGGGUCCUGUCAUCAACAGUACGUCCAAUCGCCUGUGGCUUGAGUUCAACAGCAACGCCUCUGGAACCAAUCAGGGCUUUCGCCUCACAUACACAAGUUUUGACCUAGUACGCUGCGAAGAACCAGGUGUCCCUAGUUAUGGCUAUAAGAUCCAAGACGACGGCCACUAUGCCAACACCUUUGUCCUGUACUCCUGCAACCCUGGAUACAGUCUCUAUGGCGCCAGUACCCUGACCUGUCUCAGCGGGGACAGACGUGUCUGGGACAAACCUCUUCCUUCCUGUAUUGCGGAGUGUGGAGGUCACAUAGCUGGAGCAGUGUCUGGACGGAUUCUGUCUCCAGGAUAUCCUGCUCCGUACGAAAACAACCUCCACUGUACCUGGACUAUCGAGGCUGACACGGGCAAAACUAUCAGCCUCCACUUCAUCGUCUUUGACACUGAGGUCGGCCACGAUAUUCUGAGAGUUUGGGAUGGUCCAUCUGGGCCAUCAGACGGGGGGAUCCUGUUGAAAGAAUGGUCAGGCCCAGCCUUACCUGAAGAUAUCCACUCAACGUUCAACAUACUCACACUGCAGUUUGAUUCUGAUUAUUUCAUCAGCAAGCAAGGGUUUUCCAUACAGUUUUCCACCACUACAGCAACAACGUGCAAUGACCCGGGCAUCCCGGUAAAUGGUUCUCGAUAUGGGGACAGUAAGGAGCCUGGUGACAGUAUGACGUUCCAGUGUGAUCCAGGCUACAAGCUGCAAGGUCUGGACACCAUCACAUGUGUACGAAUGGAUAACAGAUUCUACUGGCAACCUGAACCUCCAACGUGUGUCGCGACAUGUGGGGGCAACAUCAGUGGUCCUUCAGGAGUAAUUCUGUCUCCUAACUACCCCCAGCCUUACCCCGCUGGGAAAGAGUGUGAUUGGAGAAUCAGAGUCAACCCCGACUUUGUCAUUGCUCUCAUCUUCAAAAGUUUCAACAUGGAGCCAAGUUACGACUUCCUGCACAUCUACGAGGGUGAAGACUCUAAUGGGCCGUUACUAGCAAGUCUCCAAGGCAACCAGGCCCCAGAGCGAAUAGAGAGCAGUAGUAACAGUCUCUUCCUGGCAUUCAGAUCUGACGCCUCACUGGGCAUGUCUGGGUUCGCCAUCGAAUAUAGAGAAAAACCAAGAGAAGCCUGUUUCGACCCUGGUAACAUUAUGAAUGCCAGUCGCACAGGCUAUGACUACAAACUGGGAUCUCAGGUCUCCUACAACUGUCACCAUGGCUACACAACAGUGGGCGGGGAUACCAUCACCUGUGUCAUGGGGAAUGAUGGGAAGCCGGUGUGGAACAGGGCUCAGCCAUCAUGUAAAGCUCCAUGCGGAGGACAGUACAGUGGAUCGGAAGGAGUUGUUUUGUCUCCAAACUAUCCUCUAAACUACACUACAAGACAAACCUGCUCCUACUACAUCACUGUGUCCACACAGUUUGUGGUAUUUGGUCAGUUUGCUGUUUUCCAGACAGCAAUGAAUGACUCUGUGGAGCUGUUUGAUGGAGCCAAUGAGAAAGCUCGAUUGCUCAGCUCCCUGGCUGGGUCACAUUCAGGAGAGACAUUGCCAUUGGCAACUUCCAAUCAGAUCAUGCUGCGGUUCAAUGCUAAGAGUGGCCAAUCAGCUAGAGGCUUUCACUUUGUCUACCAAGCUGUGCCUCGCACCAGUGAAAGUCAGUGCAGUUCAGUGCCAGAGCCGCGGUACGGCAGGCGGAUCGGUUCAGAGUUCUCAGCUGGCUCUGUGGUCCGGUUCGAGUGCAGUCCUGGGUAUCUACUGAAAGGAUCUAGUGCUAUUUGGUGCCAGGCCGUGCCAGGUGCCCUCGCACAGUGGAAUGCAACAACACCAGCCUGUAUAGUUCCCUGCAGUGGCAAUUUGACUGAACGACGCGGUACAAUAUUGUCUCCUAGCUAUCCUGAACCCUACCCAAACAGUCUCAACUGUCUGUGGAGGAUCCAUGUCAGUGAAGGGGCUGGGAUACAGAUUCAAGUGAUGACGUUUGCUACUGAGCACAACUGGGACUCUCUGGAGAUCUACGAUGGAGGAGACAUGACAGCUCCUAAAUUAGGGUCAUUUUCUGGAACAACUGCUCCUGCCCUCCUCAACUCAACAUCCAAUCAGCUCCUCCUGCACUUUCAGAGUGACAUCAGUGUGGUGGCAGCAGGUUUUCACCUAGAAUACAAGACUGUUGGUCUUACCACCUGUCAAGAGCCAAUGAUACCAGCCAAUGGUGUUAAAGCAGGUGACAGAUAUAUGGUCAAUGAGGUGGUGGCAUUCACCUGUGAACCGGGGUACACAUCACAGGGCCACUCUCACAUUUCCUGCAUGCCUGGGACUGUGCGUCGAUGGAAUUACCCACCUCCUCUUUGCAUAGCUCGUUGCGGCGGGGUGUUGUCUGAGAUGAGUAGUGUCAUCCUCAGUCCAGGUUUCCCUGGUAACUACCCCGGCAACCUGGACUGCACCUGGCAAAUCACCCUGCCAACUGGAUACGGAGCCCAUAUUCAGUUUCAAAACUUCUCUUCUGAAGACAACCAUGACUUCCUAGAGGUCAGGGCUGGACCACAGCACAGCUCUGCUCUUAUUGGACAGUUUACUGGCUCGCAGAUCCCACCACCUUUGCUGAGUACUACCCACCUCACAAUCAUCCACUUCUACAGUGACCACUCGGAGAACAGGCCCGGGUUCAAACUGACCUAUCAGGCCUAUCAACUUCAAAACUGCCAGGACCCCUUUCCUUUCCCUAACGGUGACAUCAUCAACAGUGACUACAGUGCUGGCCAAUCAGUAACUUUUCUCUGCUACCCUGGUUAUGUUUUGAUCGGACACCCAGUACUAACAUGCCUUCACGGGACCAACCGGAAGUGGAACCACCCAUUCCCACGCUGUGAGGCUCCUUGUGGCUAUAAUGUCACGGCUGAAAACGGGACAAUCUAUUCACCUCAGUAUCCCAAUGAAUACCCCAACUCCCAAGAUUGCAGCUGGCUCAUCACAGUUCCACACGGACAUGGAGUUUAUAUAAACUUUACCUUAUUGCAGACAGAGCCAGUCACUGAUUACAUCGCUGUCUGGGACGGCCCAGAUACGUCUAGUCCUCAGCUGGGAGUCUUCAGUGGCAACACGGCUUUAGAGUCGGCCUACAGUACCAGUCCGAAGGUCCUGAUCCGCUUUCACUCGGACUUUUCAACUGGAGGGUUCUUCAUUCUCAACUUUCAUGCCUACCGGCUGAAGAAAUGCCCAGCUCCCCCUGUAGUGGAGAAUGCAGAGGUGAUCUAUGAAGAUGAAGACUUCCAGAUAGGUGAUAUUGUGAAGUACCGCUGUUUGCCUGGAUACACAUUGGUCGGAAAGGCGGAGCUGAUGUGUAAACUCAAUUCCCAUUUGCUUUUUGAAGCCCCAACCCCCACAUGUCAAGCCCAGUGCCCAGCCAAUGAGGAGCGGUCUUUGUCAUCAGGAGUGAUACUAAGCCCCGGGUUCCCUACUAACUAUCCCAACAGCCAGACAUGCUCCUGGCUUCUACAUAUGGUUCCAGGUUACACCAUCAAUAUCUAUGUAGAGAUGUUCCACAGCGAGAAACAGUUUGAUGAACUGGAGAUUUUUGAUGGAUCCUCAGGACAGAGCCCGUUGCUUGUCGCUCUAAGUGGUAAUCACUCAUCUCAGCUGAACUUCACAUCUAAAACGAACCAGCUCUACCUACGAUGGUCCACUGACCAUGCAACCAACAAGAGAGGAUUCAAGAUACGAUACUCAGCUGCCUACUGUAGCAUUAAUGAUCCUCCUGUGAAUGGCGGCGUGGUCAACCGAACCAAACUCCGGCCAGGUAGCAGGCUUCAGUUCUAUUGUAAUCGUGGUUACCGGAUGAUAGGCUCAAGCAAUGCCACCUGCAGGCUCCGCCCCAAUGGGCUGUUCCAGUGGGACACGCCCCCACCUUUUUGUCAAGCCGUCUCAUGUGGAAUCCCUCAGUCGCCGGGCAACGGCAGCUUCCAGGCUAACCAGUACACCGUGGGUAGCCAAAUCACCUAUCACUGUAACCUUGGUUUCCAACUUGACCCUGAUGUUCAAAUGACAGCAGUGUGUUUGGAGGAAGGCAGCUGGAGUAAUGCCGCCAUAGCACCCAGAUGCCUACCGAUCCACUGCCCCAGCACAGAUGGCACCUUGUCAGACCACAUGACCUCCCGCCUGCUCUCUGGUAGUUUGGAAGAGUUUGGUUCUAUGGUGAUGCUGGAAUGCUCAACAGGUUACUAUCUGGGUGUGGGGCAUCGGAGUCUUCGCUGCCUUGCCAACGGGACCUGGGAGGGCUCAGAUGACCUAGCUACAUGCAAAAUCAUCUCCUGUGGUGAGCUUCCUUCUCCACCCUUUGGGACCAAACUGGGCACGUUGACCACAUUUGGAGCAACUGCAAUCUUUAUGUGCAACCAUGGCUACACGCUGGUGGGGUCACAUGUCAGAGAGUGCGGUGCCAACGGGCUGUGGAGUGGUGCAGAGACCAGGUGUCUAGCUGGUCACUGUGACUCUCCAGAUCCUAUAGUCAAUGGGCACAUUAGUGGAGAUGGCUCUAGUUACCGUGACACAGUGGUGUACCAGUGCAUGUUAGGAUAUCGCCUAAUUGGCACAUCAGUCAGGAUCUGUCAGCAAGACCAUCGCUGGUCUGGAACAACACCCGUUUGCGUCCCUAUCACCUGUGGGCACCCCGGCAACCCAGGCAAUGGACGGACCAAUGGCAGCGAGUUCAACCUAAACGAUGUUGUCAACUUCACCUGUAACAAAGGUUACAUCCUCAGUGGAAAUGCUCGUGCUCAGUGCCGACUCAACGGACAGUGGAGCAGCCCACUACCUGUCUGCAAAGUGGUAAACUGUUCUGACCCUGGCCAUGUGGAGAAUGGUGUGCGCCAGUCUGGCCUACGUUACCCAGAAGUCUUCAGCUACGGUGUAACUGUGGCAAUCCACUGUAAACGAGGCUUCUACCUACUGGGCUCUGCGCUCCUUACAUGCCAGCAUGAUGGACGGUGGGACCGACCAGUCCCUCGCUGCCUAGCCAUUUCCUGUGGUGACCCGGGUGUGGCCCCUAAUGCAGUAGUGACUGGAACCCACAGUUGGACAUACAGUUCAGUGCUGCAGUACUCCUGUCUGCCUGGAGGGCUGCUGGUGGGUAAUACUAGUUGCCACUGUCAGGAGGACGGCACAUGGAGUGGAACGCCACCAUACUGCACUGGGGUAAGUCCAGGAAUCUGUGGAGACCCAGGGAUGCCUCCCCACGGUGCCCGUCUGGGAGGAGAAGAAUUUAAAACCAAGAGCCUGCUGCGUUUCAGCUGCGAGGCGGGAUUCAGUCUGAUUGGCUCAGCCGAGAGGACCUGCCUUCACAACGGCACCUGGAGCGGCACACAGCCUGUCUGUCAAGCUGUAUCCUGUGGUAACCCUGGCACCCCAGCACACGGCAGAAUUGUCUUCAGUGAUGGCAUCACCUUUGGAAGCUCGGUGGCUUAUGCAUGCUGGGACGGCUUUAAAACAUCAGGCCUGACCACCAGACACUGCACAACAAAUGGGACGUGGACAGGACAACCCCCAGACUGCACUGUGAUCACUUGCGGAGAUCCUGGCCAAGUAGCCAAUGGGAUCUUUCUAGGGAGGGAGUUUGCCUUCAACAACACGGUGACCUACCGCUGUAACCCUGGUCACCUGAUGGAGCCACCUGGACGCAGCGUUCUGCUCUGCACUAAAGAUGGAACCUGGAACCAAACCAAGCCCAGCUGUAAAGUUAUCCAGUGUGGACCUCCUCCUCAAGUAUACCAUGGGAAAGUGGAAGGAACCGACCAUUCAUGGGGCUCCAGUGUUAGCUACAGUUGUUUUCAUGGUUACCAGUUGUCCACUCCGGCUGUGUUAUCCUGUGAGGGGAAUGGGACGUGGACAGGGGACGUACCGCAGUGUUUGCCUGUCCUGUGUGGGGAUUCUGGCUCUCCAGGUGGUGGAUUCAGAGAGGGGAACAUCUUUUCUUACAGGUCAGAGGUCAGGUUCUACUGCCAUACCCCCUACUUGCUGGUAGGCUCUGCCUCCAGAGUCUGUCAAGCCGAUGGCAUGUGGAGUGGCCAUCAACCAGCCUGUAUAGACCCAGCCUUCAACAACUGCCGUGACCCAGGAACUCCAGCCUAUGGUAUACCGGUCAUGGGCCAGGGCUUUCAGGUUAGCAGUAAGAUUUCCUUCAAGUGCCGCAAGAACUAUCACAUCCUUGGCUCCACCACAAGAACGUGCCUAGAAAACCUAACCUGGAGUGGGACACAACCAGAAUGCAUAGCCCAUUCAUGCAGACAGCCAGAGACCCCCAGUAAUGUUGAUGUUCGAUCUAUGGACCUGCCAACCCUGGGAUAUACGCUGAUCUACACCUGUCAAGACGGUUUCUAUCUGGCCGGGGGAUCAGAGCACAGAACCUGCAAAAGUGAUGGGAGAUGGUCGGGCAAACCCCCGCUCUGUAAAGUUGGAGUGAAAGUCAAUCCCAAAGGCAGAGGAGAGUCAGAUGUCCAGAAGAACAAGAUUCGAGUUCCAGUGGAUGUGUUCGCUCCACACUCAGAGUGGAGCGGUUUUUACGAGUAUCUCGGGAAAAGACAGGCCACCACAUUUACAGUUACUGGGUUCAACGCUACCAGUGGCAGAGUCAACGUCACAUUACUGGAAACCAGCGGAGUGUCAAUCAGACUAUCAGGUACCUACAAGUCAGAGGAGAACCAGCUGCUGUUGAAGGUCUACCAGGUGAAGGGGCCGACAGAGCAUUACUACAGCAAGUUCAAAAAUGACAACUGGGCUAUGGAUGGAUAUGUUACUGCAGAAUCAGAUCAGAAGACUUUUGUCUACCAGGGGCAUAUUCACAGUAAAGACUUUGGCAAGUUUCAUCUGACAAGGCAAGGCCCUGUAACAAUGGCGAUGGACCCAUCCAACCCCUACACAAACAGCAGCUCUGUGGCCGCAGCGAUCCUGGUUCCUUUCUUUGCCCUCAUCCUGUCUGGAUUUGCUUUCUACCUCUACAAGCACAGGACAUUGUCUGCUGACACAGAUGACAAUGAGAGACCAAAAGACACCUGGGGGCCUGGCGGCAGGACGCGACCCAAGGUCCAGUUCAACGGCUAUGUCGGCCAUGAGAGCUCCAAUGGUCAGGCAUCAUUUGAAAACCCAAUGUAUGACACCAACAUGAAGCCCACUGAGGCAAAGGCAGUUCGAUUUGAUACCACACUCAAUACAGUCUGCACUGUGGUAUAGUCCAACAAACCUGCCACUACCUAUACAGUGGUUUAGUCCAACCUCCCUGUUGGUCUGCGGGGGUUUGACAGAAAAGAAAAGAAAGAGCAAACUAAUGAUUUGGACUCGUCACUGUGAGCGGUCUGUGUUGUAGCACGCUGGUCCUCUGUCAGCACAAUCUGCACAGUAAUGCCGCUCUGCUCCACCUGCUACCUGAACAACGAUACCAUCCACUUGUCCCUAGAGUCUGUUCCAGCAAAAUAAAUUGGAACCAAUACAAAAGGGAGUAGACAACGACGACAUCAAAAGUGAUGUUCGGGAGAUUAAUGCUGGGACCACAAGUCUUCUUAAGCACUGUUGCUUUUCAGGCAUCAAGGAAAAACACAGAAAGAUUAAUUAAUUGAACUUUUUCCAAGUGCGACCACCCCUUUGACCCAGUUCUCAUCCAGCAUCAGUUGACUUCUGCAAAAUUUGACCCCACCUGCUCGUGAAAAGGGCUUUAUAUGGCCAGUCAUAUGGUUCCUAAAUGCCCUUCCUGCAACCUGAAUAAUUGUUUACCCAACCUAACGCCAUACCCCAUGCCAAAUUUGCACAGUGGUACACACUAACUCUUAACUUACCUCCCCUUAACUUAACUCCCCUGCUGCAGGCCAGACAUGUGUGACCGGUGCAAGGUUCUACCCUCAGGGGAAGCACACUAUUCCACCCUUCAAAUCCCCUCCAGACAUCGAAAAGUAGUUGGAUUGUUCCUAUACGUCAACACAAAAACCAUCAUUGGUGCUGGACCAAAAAACUCUCGCUGGAUUUCCAUCACGCUGGACUUGACAGGACUGGACUCUCUGACCUAAUUACAGCUUACAGAGUCUGUUUUGGUGGAAUCUGAUAUCGUUCGUACAGACUGCUGUAAAGUUGACCAACGAAAUGCAGUCAAUGCAGUGAUAAGCUCAACCAGACCAAUUCCUUUUAAUAAAAUGAUACUCUCAUCCAGUACUGGAUACUAGUAUUACAUUAGUACUUUGCGUACUAGAGUUAAAUAGCAGCUGCAGAUAUGUUUAAAUUUUGUUUUAGCCUACUUGGAGAACUGAAUGGGUUAGGUUUAGUAAAGCCGUACAAUAACAGAGUUAGGUAAGUUGAGUUGUCAGUCAACAAUGAAUUUUCAAAUAGGUUCCUGUGAUUUUCUUUACCUUCUGCCACUUACUGUAUUGCCUAUUAUGACAAUGUCUACCUACAGUAUUUGACAACUUGUGUAGGCUAAAACAUACCAAAUCAGGCAUUUGUAACUGCUAUUUUUCCCAGAAGAACCUGUGUAUGAAGGUAUUACAUACUUAAAAUCAAUCCUAUGUACAAUAUUUCAUACUAGCACUAGGCAGACUGUGCUAAACCAGAAAACCAGACAUUUUCAUUGCCGGGUUGGUGUACACAAUGGACCGGUUUCCAGAGGCCUGUCUAACACAAUCAAAGUGUCAGACAACUGAUUGUUGUUCUUGGACUAGCCAGGAUCCUGUGCUUGGUGGCUGAACAAGUGGAAGCCUGGAGGCAAUAAGCUGUCAAGAUCAUCAACCGCUACAAUCUGCUGUGGCCAAAUCCAGGAAAUGAUUUGUUUUCUCAUAACUCCGUUGGGAUUAUCAGUCAAGUGAUGACGGAUUUUUUUUUCCUACAGCAUACUCUCCAGCCACAAAUCAUAAAUAGAAGAACGUAUUAACAGACGGACGGGUUGACUGACAGAAAUUAGACGGACGAACACAGACAAAUGGACGGAUAGACGACUCUGUCAGUCCUGCUGAAAAAGAGAGAAAAUGACAGGUUGCUAUGGAAACUGAGACAAAUAGUUGUCUCUAUUGUCUCUUCUGGCAUUUUUCUUCAGUGAAGAUAUUGAUGAACAGACUCUAUGUUCAAAUACCCAGUGGCCCCAUGGUACUUCCCAAACCACUGCUGCUGGGGGACCCCAAAAUAUAAACUUUAUAUGAACUCUUAAACCGCACAAAUUUUGCACUAGUGUGUUUUUCUGACUGGGUUAUGAAAAAAAAAAGAAAAAGAAUAAUUUUUGGGUCUGAAAUGGGUUUGAAAACGAGUCAUUCAAAAAAGAGAAUUUUAUUCAGAAACUUCUAUCUUUAAAAAGAUGACAAAAAUGACAAAAUACAGGGUUACAGUGUGUUUGUAUAUACACAUCUAUAUUUCACCUUCCCUGUUAGAAGGUGUGACCACAUGCUAUAAAUCGUUGUUAAUUUUGUUGCCACGACAACAUGCUAGCCAACCAGAACGUUGGGAUCAGUGUACCCGCAGACCUCCGAGCUUCUAGUGUCACAUAAUGACACCACUUUCUUUCUUUUGCCAUUUUUAGAACAAUACAGAUUUUUUUCCUGAAAGCUCAUUCUGAAUACUGUUACUGCUGCGAUAUGUCGACGACAUAAAGGCUCACAUCCAUGAUAUGCAGUAUGGUCCUACUGAAACACUGGUGCCACAUUGCUAGUUUUAUUUACAGGCAUUAAAUGCCAUUCGUUUCUGAGAUACUGUACAGAACCCUUGAGGUAUACUUGUUAGUACGCAGAGAUUUAAUAGUAUCUCAAUAUGGGCUAUUUUGUUUCAGUUUCACAGACAGUGUAAGCUUUCAGAAACAAAAUGUUUCUUUAACUCUCUUUAAAAAGAUGUGUUGCAAGUGUCCCCGACUACUCACACUAUCAUACAUUCGAACACAUUUUACAGAUCUGAUGCACAUGAUCUUAUUUCAACACAACUUUUUGAAGAGCCCACAGCUUAUUUCUGUUUGAGAAUUGGUCAUGUUGAAGGACUAACAGAAACGGUACGAAGACGACAUGCACAAUUAUUGUUGUCGAGAGUUAUCGCCCCCCGGAACUCCGCCAUUGUUUGAGAAAUACCUCGUGUGCAGAGAGUAAGUUACAUCCUGCUUAUCAAUGCUUGAAUCCCACUGCAACAAAUACACAAGCUUAGCGAGUGCAUCCUUGCAUUCAGCUUAUUUCCUGGUAUUUUAAGUCAAAAAGUCGUACCAACGCCCAUGAUUCUGUAGGAGUCAAGAAAAUCCACUAGCUUCUAAUCACUUGCCAAGCUUGUUAUUUUUCGCAGUGUUCUCUCAAAAUAAUUUUAUUUUUUCGAAAGAUGCUGCACUUGGUUUAGAUCACAGAUGUAACUGCUUUCAGUGCGUGUCUUUCAGUGUCCUCAGGCCUGUUUUUUGUUUGUUUCACUCUCCAUGCACACUAUUCUGCCGUUACACUUCAGGCGUUUCCUUUAACUUGCAUGAUUUUUACUGUCCAAAAUAAUUUUCGUUUAUGUUCUCCAUCUCAUUCAGCCUCAAACCAUUAUACUAUCAUACAAUCACAAAUCCAUUCAUUCACACAUAUGAUAUCAACAACCCUGUCUCCUAUAAAAUUAUAUUCCCAUACAACUGCACUUCCAACUUGAAUGAUUGAAAGCCCUGUGUGUGUGUUUUUUAACCAUCCACUAUCCGGGCCUCAUACCCACAUAGAUUUUCACCCACUCAUUUGAAACUUAUUUGUGAUACAUCAAAAGCAGAUGUAAUCCUCGACAAAAUACACUUCCCUCGAAAUGUAAUUCCCAAAGCAGCUUUGUUGUAUGGGAAUGUAAUGUGUAGGCGACAGGGCUGGAAUGGUGAGUGGAAUGUAUGUGGUGUCAGAUAAGGAAAACUUCUGACAACUGAUAGAAUUAUGAUUUUUGACCAUGAAUCAAUUCACUAACAUCAGAGGGGAUUUUCCCCAAAACUGAAAUACUCAAAAGAAAAACAUUUGGCAUGAGAAGAUUAUCACAUCCACCUAUUUAGAAAUAAGUGAGAAUGAAUUAAGGCAUAAAUUGCAGUUUCUAUUUUCAUCUUUAGCUCAUUUAAUUAAAAAUGAAUCUACGGCUGACCUGGAUGUUGCAAAUGAAAUGUCCUGAAACAAUGGUGAUUAUGUUUGGGAGCAUGACUAUGGGAUAUUGUUGGUAUUAUAAUAUUCAUUGUUAGCUUGUCAUUCACAGCCUCAGUGUCAGGGUCAUGGGCAGAAAGCCAGAAACACGUACAACAAUGUGAGGCACAGAAACUAAAGAUAUGUAGAUGUGUGUACUAGCUAUAAUACUGGUAAUAGUUAAUAAAGAGGGUGACAAGACAGAAGACACACAUUCAAAAUCGCCUCACAGAAAUAAACAAGACAUCUGUAAACAACAGUAGAGCGUCUGCUCACAAGAUAGUGGGCCUCCUCUCUUUUUAUUGCUGGCGUGCACCCGAGCUUCUACUUUAAUUGAUUGGAUUAAUUCAGAUGAGAUUUCCUAUAGAGUCAAGAAGGAAAUACAAUACAGUGACUUCAUCUGUUUAUGGAUCAGUAUCCUUCUUAGCAUGACACAUACAGUACCUCCUCUGAGAUGCCUUCAAAAUUUGGAUAUCAAUCUUGACUUUCUUCACAAUUUGUGAAGCGUUUUCCACAUUUGUCCUUCAUUUGUCAGCAGUCCUCAACGUUUAAUAGAGCGACAGCUGGCUACAAGUAAUAAAAAAAAUACCCACUUAAUUGUUUUAAAGGACAAGGUUGUCUCAGAUUAUUCAGCUGAGACUUUUCCCAGUUUUUGUGAAUAACGUCCCAUACUUUCUCUAAAGUGGUAUUGUCAGCAGUCCUCAUUGAAACAUAGGGGCCGAGGUGUCUGCAAGCUUAAAAUAAUACCAGCUAAAAUUGUAAAUGUUGCACAUUGCCUUUUCACAGUGUCACAUGAGAUGAGCUUUUUUAUUUAAAAUACAGAAUAGAUUUAAUGCAGAUGUAUGUAAAUUCCACCAAGCUGAACUUUUCCUUUAAGAUUAGUGUCGGGGAAAUCCAGUCGCAGCCCUGCUUGGAGAGCAACUGUGUCAUACAUGUGUUCAUAUGUGGCUUAUCAGCUAUAUGGACCUGAUUUUUA
Messenger RNA from Anarrhichthys ocellatus (wolf-eel), 15611 nucleotides. Its product is annotated as CUB and sushi domain-containing protein 1. NCBI's taxonomy places the organism in Eukaryota, Metazoa, Chordata, Actinopteri, Perciformes, Anarhichadidae. The transcript has 74 exons. The record is from RefSeq and is a predicted model, not a curated record. The coding region runs from base 18 to 10742 and encodes 3574 amino acids.